UAUUUUCUGCCAGGUGGCAACGUCUUUCAAAAACGAAUCAGCUUAACAUUUUUUGUCGCCAACUGUUUGUAAAAAUUCAAUAUUAAUUUAUUAAACUCUCAUAAACAACGACAGAAAUGGCCGCUAAAGUUGCAAGCAGUACGAACAAAGUGUUCCAGAAUCAUGAUGAUGUGCACAUCUCAUUCGAAGAUCAGCAGCGCAUUAAUCGUUUUGCCAAGCACAAUGCCCGCAUGGAUGAUCUGAAGAUGGAGCUGGAGAUGAAAAAGAAUGAUCUCAAGUGUGUCGAAGAGGCAUUGGAGGAAAUUGAGCUCUUUGACGAGGAGGAAGACAUUCCCUUCCUGAUUGGCGAGGUUUUCCUCUCACAUAAGCUGGGCAAAACUCAGGAACUGCUUGCCGAGACGAAGGAUCAGACGCUUAAGGAGAUUGCCAGCAUUGAGGCCAAGGCAAAGAUCAUCAAAGCUGAUAUGGACGAAUUAAAGGCACAUCUGUAUCAGCGUUUUGGCAGCAACAUUUCCCUAGAGAGCGACGAUUAGAUCGUCGACUGGUUCGACAAGUGAAACAUCUUCAUUUAAAUAGAGUACAUUUAAUUUAACACUCGACCCA
Molecule: messenger RNA, 603 nt
Organism: Drosophila innubila
Lineage: Eukaryota; Metazoa; Arthropoda; Insecta; Diptera; Drosophilidae
Gene: Pfdn4
Product: probable prefoldin subunit 4
Exons: 2
Coding region: 117-533 (138 amino acids)
Biological process (GO): protein folding
Cellular component (GO): prefoldin complex; cytoplasm
Source: RefSeq, a predicted model, not a curated record